UCUUGCUUCUCUGGACAAAAAAAAUAACUUGGGAAUGCAUGGCCCAUAUAUUGCACAGAAACACCUCUCUGUAUACGAUUGCGAUGAUGGAAAGAUGUGGGAACCUUUGAAUUACUAUGCCAUUGGUUCUGCAGACAGAUGUUAUGCUUGGAAUAUAUGUGACCAUCGACUCAGCUCAAACACAGGAUACCGAGUCAGAUACUUCCUGGUGGACCACAAUCGAGUGGAGAUAAUGAGCACUAACUGGUCUGAUGAAUUCAGGACUAAAUCAGCUCAUCCAUACCAGUCCAUACACGUGGAUGGUUGGCGCCGCUCAGCUGCUAUGAUCAUCAUCACAGUGCUCUGUAUGUGCCUCCUUUGCCUCUUGCUCCUAGCUCUUCUGCUCAUGUGCUGCUACAAGAGGAAGAGGACUGGAAUCAUGAUCAACAAUUGGACCGGCUACAAUACUCAUUUCACAAAAGGGAUGCACAUACGUGAGAGAAGAUUGGAAAUGCAGCGGGGAGUCGAGCCAGACCACACUCCAUUCUUCCUCCACCCCCAGGACCACUGCUUCAAUGCUAAUUACUUGUCAAAAUCCUGGAAGCUCCCACCAUACAACAGUGCUGAUGGGGGGAAGAGUCAGAGUCUCAGCAAAUUGAUGAUCGAUGAUCUGUUGCACGCCAGUGACUCUUGGAGCUCUCGGAACUCAGACAAAUUACAGACAAGCACAACCUCAGGCUCAGUGCAGACCAGAUUGGCACACAAUGAUUUGGGGAAGGCUAGCUUGCUACAGAUAUGGGCACAGAAUGACUUGGGUCAGGCUGGUUUGGACCAGACCAGAUUGGCACACACUGACUUGGAUCAGGUCAAAUUGGCACAGAAUGACUUUGCACAGGCUGGCUUGAUACAGACCACAUUCACACAGAAUGGCUUGGGGCAGACCGGCUUGGCACAGAAUGACUUGGCACUAACUGGCAUAGAAAAGUCCAGAUCAGCACAAAGUGGCUUAGUAGAGACCACAUCGACACAGAAUGUCUUGGGGCAGACUGGCUUGGCACAUAAUGACUUGAUACUGACUAAAUCAGCACAGAAUGACUUUGUUCAGGCCAAAUUGGCAGGGAAUAACUUUGCUCACACUGGCUUGGUACAGACCACAUUGGUUCAGAAUAGCUUGACACAGGAUAGCUUGGCACAGACCACCUCAUCACAGAACACAUUGGAACAGAAUGGCUUGUCACAGAUUGACCGUGUGGAGGUCAGUGCUGGUGUGGUGCAAGCUGACCACAGUACUCAACUCCAGGAAAAAAGAUUCAGUGACACUUCUAGCUUGGUUCAGUCCAUCAGGUCUGGCGUUGUAUCUGGUACAGCUCAAUCUUCCACUAGAGUUAUUGAAGUUGUCUCCUCCAUGUCCUCAAGCUCCAGUGCAAUUGCACGUUCAACCAGUCCAACAUUUAAGUGAGCAGCGGAGGGGAUGAAAACUUGAACAUCACCAUGAGGCCCUGCUAAAGACUCAAACACUUCCGUGGUUCCUUUAUUCCACGUGGUAUAAAUGCACUAUCCAGCAGCACUUUUUUCUGAACAUAAUCUCUUUAACUCAAGCUUUGUGUGAACAAAGGCAUUCAUCUGUGCUCUCAAUUGCAAGUU
Messenger RNA from Callorhinchus milii (elephant shark), 1623 nucleotides. It is a transcript of the gene upk3b, whose product is annotated as uroplakin 3b. The transcript is spliced from 11 exons. The record is from RefSeq and is a predicted model, not a curated record. Bases 35 to 1438 code for a protein of 467 amino acids. NCBI's taxonomy places the organism in Eukaryota, Metazoa, Chordata, Chondrichthyes, Chimaeriformes, Callorhinchidae.